CGCAGGCGCAGAGGUAUGUUAUGACCCGUGUUUCGUAAGGUGGUUCGUUGUGUAAAGCAGGAUGGUGUCCACCUCUGCCUAGCUUUUAAAGUUAAUCUGACUGUUCCUGAUGCAGACCCCCUGCUGAUGAAGAAGUGAGAUGACGUCCACGAUGUUCCCCGCCGGCAGAUACUGGUUUCAUGCAGGGCGAUGUGUACGGGCCCUGAGAAGAUGCCCCCGUCUGGACCCCGGGGCCCUUGGAGUCCGGCCCACCGCCCGCCGCUGGGCCAGCAGCGACGCCCCCAAGAUCACCACCCACUACAGCAUCCACCCCCGGGACCAGGACCCCCGCUGGGAGGGGACGGAGAUGGAGCGCUUCGCGGACCAGGCGGACGUGGUGGUGGUGGGGGCGGGGCCCGCCGGCCUGGCCGCCGCCAUCCGGCUGAAGCAGCUGGCGCUGGCGGAGGAGCGGGAGGUGCGGGUGUGCGUGGUGGAGAAGGCGUCUCAGAUCGGAGCCCACACCCUCUCAGGGGCCUGUCUGGAGCCCAGCGCCCUCAACGAGCUGCUGCCCGACUGGAAGGAGAGAGGGGCCCCCCUCCACACUCCAGUAACUGAGGAUAUUUUCAGCAUCCUGACGGAGAAGCACAGGAUUCCGGUCCCCAUGUUGCCAGGUCUGCCCAUGAACAACCACGGGAACUACAUCGUGCGUCUGGGGAACCUGGUGCGCUGGCUGGGGGAGCAGGCGGAGGAGCUGGGGGUGGAGCUGUACCCGGGCUACGCCGCCGCAGAGGUUCUGUUCCAUGAAGACGGGAGCGUUAAAGGCAUCGCCACCAACGACGUGGGAAUCGCUAAGGACGGCUCUCCUAAGGACACCUUUGAGCGGGGCAUGGAGCUCCACGCCCAGGUCACUCUGUUCGGGGAGGGCUGCCACGGCCAUCUGGCCAAGCAGCUCUACCGGCACUUCAACCUGAGGCAGAACUGUGAGCCUCAGACCUACGCCAUCGGACUCAAGGAGGUGUGGGUGGUGCGUCCGGAGAAGUGGCGUCCGGGCCGGGUGGAGCACUCGGUGGGCUGGCCGCUCAACAGACACACCUACGGGGGCUCCUUUCUUUACCACCUCAACGAGGGCGAGCCGCUGGUGGCCCUUGGCUUCGUGGUGGGUCUUGACUACUCCAACCCCUACCUGAGUCCCUUCAGAGAGUUCCAGCGGUGGAAGCACCACCCGUUCGUUGCCCCCACCCUGGAGGGGGGCGAGCGCAUCGGCUACGGGGCGCGUGCCCUCAACGAGGGCGGGGUCCAGUCCAUCCCAGAGCUGACCUUCCCAGGAGGCAUCCUGAUUGGCUGCAGCCCUGGCUUCAUGAACGUCCCCAAGAUCAAAGGGACGCACACGGCCAUGAAGAGCGGCAUGCUGGCUGCCGAGGCCGUGUUUCCUCGGCUGGCCGUGCUGGAGGAGGACUCCGCCCCCUCCGCAGGUCUCCACGUCCCGGAGUACGCUGAGAGCCUGAAGGCGUCGUGGGUGUGGAAGGAGCUCCACGCGGUGAGGAACAUCCGGCCCUCCUUCCACAACUACCUGGGUCUGUACGGGGGCAUGGUCUACACCGGCAUCUUCUACUGGAUCCUGAGGGGCAAGGAACCCUGGACCCUGAAGCACUGUGGUCUGGACUCCGACCAGCUGAAGCCGGCCAAGGAGUGCACCCCCAUCGAGUACCCCCGGCCCGACGGCAAGCUGAGCUUCGACCUGCUAUCGUCGGUGGCCCUGAGCGGGACCAACCACGAGGGCGACCAGCCCGCCCACCUGACGCUGAGGGACGAUAGCGUGCCGGUGGAGCGCAACCUGGCCAUCUACGACGGGCCCGAGCAGCGCUUCUGCCCCGCAGGCGUGUACGAGUACGUCCCCACUGACGACGGCGCCGGGAUGCGGCUGCAGAUCAACGCCCAGAACUGCGUCCACUGCAAGACGUGCGACAUCAAGGACCCCAGCCAGAACAUCAACUGGGUGGUGCCGGAGGGCAGCGGAGGCCCCGCCUACAACGGGAUGUGAACCUUUUGAUUGGUCGAUGCUAACCAUGCCUACACAUGACCCCUGAGGAGGCGGAUUGGAGCCUCAGCAGGACUGUAAUAUAUUGCGUUGUUAAGAAGCAGAAGCGGAAUGAGGCUGAUGCUGAGGGUUUAUUUCACGAGUCCCUUUGGCGCGGAGAACACGUCAGUGAACUCAUGUAGAAAACAAUACAAUAGGGGAGGGCUGAACACCACAGGAAUAAAUUAAGCACCGCAGGUACACACCAGGUCAGACUCCUCCACAGGUGAAGAGGUUAACUUCACCUCUCCACAAAGAUGAAGGGGUGAAGUUCAGACACCUCCACGCAGGUGAAGGGGUGAAGUUCAGACACCUCCACGCAGGUGAAGGGGUGAAGUUCAGACUCCUCCACGCAGGUGAAGGGGUGAACUUCACCUCUCCACACAUGAAGGGGUGAGGUUCAGACACCUCCACGCAGUUGAAGGGGUGAGGUUCAUGCAAACAUCUUGGCAUAGAUCUUCUUCUCCUUCUCCUUCUCUUCCUUCACGCUGAUCUGGACUCUCUUCAUCUCGCCCGCGAUCGCUGAAAAACACAAAGGAGGCGUUUCAUUGGUUGCUCAAUCCCUGCGCUCCACUUUUUCACAGGAAGUUUUCUGAGUAUAAACCGAUUCAGCAUUGUACCUUCCACCAGCGCCUAUUCUGAGUGUGGUUCUCUUACGGUGACAGUAAUGUAUGGUUGGUUCCACUUACUGUCUACCUUUUAUUUUUUUCAGUACUAGUUAAUUUAUAAUCAAUAAUUAUAAUGAGUCAUGUUAUGGUAUCGGAUCGGCACCUAGACGUGCGUACUCACCGAUACCCGAUAUGGCAUUUUAGGCGGAUUAAGAGGCAUAUCCGAAACUGGUAUCUGUACCAGAUCCACUCUAGUUUAGACUUCCUCUUGGAGUCCAUGUAAAGAUCUGAAGGUUAACAUGUGAUAUGAAACCAUUUCUGCAUUAAAAUAUCUCAAAUGUUGUUUUGGUUUUGUUCAGUACUUGUUUCCAACAAUGAUCAUACCCAGAGAACUUAAGGCUUAAUACACCGUAACUUAAUAACCCUUAACACCGAGAACCUGAUGUCUAGAUCCACAAGUGUCCCCACAGACCUUACCUGGGUGUUAUGAGGUAUUCCCAGUGGGUACCUCUGAAUGUUAUGAGGUAUUCCCAGUGGGUCCUCCUGGGUAUUAUGAGGUAUUCCCAGUUGGUACCUCUGUCUGGAUAUUAUAUGGUAUUCCCAGUGGGUACCUCUGGGUAUUUUACGGUCAGUAACUCUGAAUGCAUCAAGGUUUCACAGUGACCUAUUUGCAGCUCUCAAAGGUUUGGUGCUGGAGUUCCCAUAGGGGGCGCUACAGCUCCCGGUGCAAGUUAAAGAAGCCCCAGGAUGGAUUUAAACUCUAAACUUGGUGACAUGUCUUAUCUGACAUGUUGAACAUGUCCGCCUAUUGGACCCCAAAUGUCCAUCAGGCUGUUCUUUCAAAUAACUAACUUCUGAAGUUCUGAAGAACCGAAGCGCUUAUGUGCCUGAUCUACAGACCGAUUCAAAUUCCAAGGAAUGAAAAAAGAAAAAAACUGACCUGAAGACCGCUUUAACUGGUACAAACAGGAUUUCUGCCAGGUUUACCUCUGAACGGCGAUGAUCCCACACUUCUUCAGGAGCUCAUCAAACCAGGUCUUACUGUUUGGAUUAGUUCUACCUGAGCACUCUGAGCACCUUUCAAACAAGACUGAAGACUUUUAUGUUUGCUUUAGCUUUCUGCUAAAUCUUAAAUACAUUGCACUUUCUAAAAAGCUUCUUUAACUUUGCCUUUAUUUUCUAUUUUAAUACUAAAAUGCUUUUUUAACUUUCUAUUUACCCAUUUCUUUGCAUAUGUUUUGUUUUAUUUUAUUGUAUGACAAUGUUUAUAUGUGAAGCACUUUGAGUCUGCCUUGUGUAUGAAAAGUGCUAUAUAAAUAAGUUGCCUGGCAUUGCCUUGCCUACUUCUCAGGACUCAGCAGAAGGGGAUCUCUAACGAGCGGUGUGGUAACGGCCUCAUAGGGCUUCAUGAGGCUAAGAAACACUAGCAGCUCUCUGGGGGCUAGUCCCAGGGAUG
Gadus chalcogrammus (walleye pollock) is the source of this 4120-nucleotide messenger RNA. It is a transcript of the gene etfdh, whose product is annotated as electron transfer flavoprotein dehydrogenase. Bases 140 to 2020 code for a protein of 626 amino acids. Lineage: Eukaryota; Metazoa; Chordata; Actinopteri; Gadiformes; Gadidae. Gene Ontology annotation, molecular function: electron-transferring-flavoprotein dehydrogenase activity; iron-sulfur cluster binding. Gene Ontology annotation, biological process: electron transport chain. The record is from RefSeq and is a predicted model, not a curated record. Gene Ontology annotation, cellular component: mitochondrial inner membrane. The transcript has 13 exons.